AUGGAUUCGUUGAUUGCACAUGCUUUGACCAGUUUAAGCUUUGACGAACGACAAAGACAACAAGAAGUCCUUCAUGGAGUUGCCACAGAAAUUCCGGAGAAUGCGCAAAUGCUCAGUGAAGCCUUUGAAACUUUGCACUGUCAUCUAGAGAAAAUCAAACGAGUCGGAAGUUCCUAUCAGAUGGCAGAGUCUUUAGAUGUUUCCUAUGUUUCAGACAAGGCCUUUCGACUCAUGUUCUUGCGAGGCAACCGGUUUGAUGCUAAAGCGGCAGCAGAUCAGAUGAUCCGCUUUUUUGAUAUGAAGCAUCAAUUGUUUGGAAGAGACAAGCUCACCAAGGAUAUCACGAUUGAAGAUUUAGAUGAGGAUGACCUUGCUUUCAUGAGAGCAGGUAGCGUUCAGGUCACGGAAACAGAUCGUGCAGGACGUCCUAUUUGGUUCGCCUUGCCAGGACUCCGUGCCUUCAAGUGUCUUCAGAAUGAGUUACGAGCUCGAUACUACAUGGCCAUGGAACUCUUAAAGUCCGAACAGGCACAACGAAGGGGCAUUGUGUCCAUUACCUAUGCCAUUGGGCGAUAUCGCGAUUGUAUGAAUGGCACCGGGUAUGUGGAGUUGGUGAGACAGGUACUUGCGCUUCCCUUUCACAAAGCAGCGCUCCACAAUUGCGUGAGUGAUCCGAAAGAGUACAUUUUGGGCUCCGCUGCCAUGGCAGUCAUUCCCGUCAAAGAUCGAUCCCGUAUACGAUUGCACUUGGGCUCGCACAUGGAGAUCCACUACAUUUUGUCGACGUAUGGAAUACCGUCGAGCAAACUACCCUUGCAUCCAAAGACGAAUGACGCUAUCUUGGACCGGCACAUGCGAUGGUACAAUGACUGUCUGGCACGAGACACUGGUGGCCACCAAUUUGUUGUUGAAAAACAGAUGGAUACCAUCAUGUCGGAUACUAGCAUUGUGGAACAAAAACAACAUCAUUUUGCAUCUGCAAUUGGCAGCAAUGAUCCUAUGGUCGUGGAGCGACCAGGUCGUAACGAUGUGGUACUAGGAAGAAACAACAAGGGACAUGGGAAUCAACUCAUGAUGAGCUUGGUAAAGGACUUGGCAAAGGAUUAUGAUUCCGCGGGCCGAGGUGAAAAAUGGACCAUUGCCGAUUCCAUUGUUCAGCGAAUACGCGAACAAGGAGGAAGAUUCCUCCAACAGCAAUCUGAUGGCAAUUGGGAAGAAGUGGCCAAUGAUUUUGCAAGAUCUAAGAUUUCCAAGUGUUUUAGAAAUCAUAGACGAAUCAAGAAAAAGAAUGGCGGAAGUAGUCUUGAUUUGACGGUGCCAAUUGUCGGAGACUUUGACUUUUAG
Messenger RNA from Cylindrotheca closterium, 1344 nucleotides. The record is from the annotation of a GenBank genome assembly. NCBI's taxonomy places the organism in Eukaryota, Bacillariophyta, Bacillariophyceae, Bacillariales, Bacillariaceae.